Suillus plorans is the source of this 828-nucleotide messenger RNA. RefSeq lists its product as uncharacterized. The coding region runs from base 1 to 828 and encodes 275 amino acids. The transcript has 4 exons. NCBI's taxonomy places the organism in Eukaryota, Fungi, Basidiomycota, Agaricomycetes, Boletales, Suillaceae. The record is from RefSeq and is a predicted model, not a curated record.
AUGGCCAGCGAGCAGAAAGUCAGUUUUAGGAGCAGACAUUAUCUGGACAAAUUUGAUCUGGUGGUACCUGGCCUGUCUGAUGGAUCUGUUCCCCAGUGUUGUCGUAUGAUAUGGCAAGCGCUUGCCAUAUCUAGAUUUGGGACUUUUGGUGAUGGAGGAGGCGCCGGUUUGAGUUGUUUUGUGCAUGCACGUUCCGAUUUGAAGGGUGCAUGUCAACAAAAAGUAGACUAUGAACUGUCUCUACUGAUCGGGCGCUACAUUGCUAUGGGAGAUUUCGGUGGAGGUAUUUGUUCAGGGGUUAACUAUCUGGCAAUUAGAAAAGGAUACAUGCUAGCAUGGUAUCGGGACCCACAACCUGUCCAGCAGGAUGAACCGGAUCAUGAUCCUGGUAUAGAGGAGAACCAUUUCGCAGAUUACGACACCUCUGGAGACAUUCCCGGCACAGCGAUAUAUGGUCCGCCCUCCCAUCUCACUUUCCCAACAUGUGAUUACACAACGAUCUCCGUCCCCAGAUCUACCGCUACCACACCUAAUGACAACGGUGUUCUCGCAUCCCUAGUGGAUGAGCGUGUCCUUACGGAGGAUUUUUUACGCACUGGUCACUCCCUCAUGUUUGCCUUGUGGAUGCAAACAGCCGGUCUAGAUGACGAAGACAUCGAGCUCAGCAUAGAAGCAGUCACACAACCCAGAUUCCCACUGCAGUUCACACCUUCGCUUGAGGGUAUCCACAUUCCCCGCUGUCAAAUUCUACCUUUUACGUCCGGCAUACAGUCACACAUAUCUUUCAAACUAGUGAGUCUUGGCUUGCACCGCGAGUCCUUAUACUGA